This is a messenger RNA of Exophiala spinifera, 1137 nucleotides long. RefSeq lists its product as uncharacterized. The record is from RefSeq and is a predicted model, not a curated record. The transcript has 3 exons. Gene Ontology annotation, cellular component: mitochondrion. The coding region runs from base 1 to 1137 and encodes 378 amino acids. NCBI's taxonomy places the organism in Eukaryota, Fungi, Ascomycota, Eurotiomycetes, Chaetothyriales, Herpotrichiellaceae. Gene Ontology annotation, molecular function: protein-containing complex binding.
AUGCAGGCCUGUCAACCAACCACCCUCGCGCUACGCGCAGCUCGAACCUCUCUCCCGAAACGUAUUCAACGACGAAACCUCCAAGACGUCGCAAUCACCCGAACAGGCAAGCCAAUUCUAAGAGUACAAGGCGGACGGUCGUCGUUAGGAGGCCAUACGGCCACGGUUUUCGGAGCAAAUGGAUUCCUUGGCAGAUAUAUCGUCAACAGACUAGCAAGAAGAGGAAACCAAGUGGUCAUACCGUACCGCGACGAUAUGGGCAAGCGCCAUCUCAAGGUCACAGGCGACCUAGGUCGAGUCAGCUUUAUUGAGUUCGACCUGAGGAACACGCAGUCCAUCGAGGAAGCCGUGAGACAUUCAGACAUGGUCUUCAACCUGAUUGGCAAGAACUAUCCCACCAAAAACUUUAGCCUGUUCGAUGUCAACGUCGAGGGCGUGGAGAGAAUCGCAGAGGCGUGUGCGAAGUACGACGUCGAUCGGUUCAUCCAUCUCUCCUCGUUCAAUGCGGAUCCCGACUCGCCCUCUGAGUUCUUCAGAACAAAGGCCCAAGGUGAACAAGUAGCGCGCCAGCUAUUCCCCGAAACCACUAUUGUCCGUCCGGCGCCAUGCUUCGGCUUCGAAGACAACCUGCUUCACCGCCUAGCUGGUGUGAACAACUUCCUGACUGUGAACAACAUGCAAGAGCGCUUCUGGCCUGUACAUGCCAUUGACGUUGGCGAGGCUCUCGAGCGAAUCGCCUACGACGAUACCACCGCCGGUGAGACAUUCGAACUGUACGGACCCACGAACUACAGCAUGGCCGAGAUCGCCGAGAUCGUGGAUCGAGAAAUCAUCAAGCAGCGCCGGCACAUCAACCUGCCGAAAUGGUUGCUCAAGCCCGUGCUGCACUACCUGAACAAGGUGAUCUGGUGGCCCAUCCUAGGUGCCGACCAGAUGGAGCAAGAGUGUUUGGACCAAGUCAUUGAUCGUAGCGCCAAGACGUUCAAAGAUCUGAACAUGGAACCGGCCGAGCUCAGAGACCUGACGUAUCAAUACUUGCAAGAUUACCGGAGCAGUAGCUACUACGACCUGCCGCCGGCGACGGCGCGUGAGAAGCAGCAGGCGAAGAAGUAUCUGCACGUCAUUGACGACCAGUAG